CAUGGCUGCCGUAGACCCGACGGAGUCUCCAAAACGACAGAAAUCCCCUGCGGAGGAGGAGGGAACAUGUGGGGGGAAGACGGAGACGGUAGGGUCGGGAUGCAGCUUAAAUGAAAAAGAUGAAACUACUGUUAAUAACACCACGGAGGGCUCCGAAGAAGUGCAGAGAGCCAGUCCGGGCAACGAAGGCGGCGGUAUUGCCAGCCAUUCCGAGGUUAGUGUCGAGUCCGGUGCUGGAGCCGAUAAAACGACAUGCAGUUCACCGGAAAACCCACCGACGGCCGAAAAAAACACCGAGGCUCCUGGCAGAGAGCAGCGGGACUUCGACUGGUCAGAAACCGAAGAAUGCGAUGGGGAGGCGCCAAAACAUGAGCAGGAAAAUGAUAAGAGUGACCUCAAAAAUGUAACAGAGAAAGCUGAAGAGGUGCAGCAGCAUAUAAGCGAUGGUGAAACCACAGAUGAUGCAGAGGAGAUUACUGAUGAAGAGGGAAACUCCCAUGCCAAUGCAAAGAAGAAAGAGCUGGUGGGAGAAACUGAUGGGAUUGAGUAUGCUGGUGAAGAUGAUGAGGAGGCAGACCAAGGGGAGGAGGCUGAUCUGUCAGCUAAGCCAAAACAGUGCCGUUUGGUGUGUAAGGAGUGCGGGAAGAAGUUUACCCGGCGUGAGACGUUCAACCUUCACCGCCACUUCCAUGCACACGAGGAUGAGCUCACGCCCCUCACCUGUAAAGAAUGCGGCCUUACCUUUCAACACCGCAGCAGCCUCAUUAAACACAGGAACGAACACAGAGCGAAGGAGGAGCAACUUCUUGUUCCAAAGAAGGAGGUUCAAACUAUGGAGUUGGGCAACUUUGAAUGUGCAGAAUGUGAGAGGAUCUUCUCUACAGUGGGUAAACUUAGAGACCACAACUGCUGCAACACUGUAGAAAAGCCUUACCACUGCCCCCUGUGCCGCCAGGAGUUCCAGUUCAAGGUGUCCGUCACUAAGCACAUGCUGACCCACUCCCAGGAGAGUAACUUUACAUGCCAAGAGUGCAGUCAAACUUUCCCAAACAACAUGGCCCUACGUUACCACCAGCGGUGUCACACCGCCCUGAAACCCUAUGAAUGUCCUGAGUGUGGCAUGGUCUUCAAACACUACUCGGUCAUGGAGGGUCACCGCCGCAAGCACACGGACAGCACCCGACCUCACCUGUGUAACAUCUGUGGUAAGACUUUCAAAUACAGCAGCCUCCUCCAUCAGCAUCAGUACCUGCACACAGGCCAGAAACCCUUUCGCUGCCCCGAAUGUGGCAAAAAAUUUGCCUUUGCUCAGAACAUGAAGGCCCACUGCCGCCAGCAUAGACGACAAGAAACCAACACCUCCACUGAGCAGGCAAGCAAGCAGGGCUCUGUUUCAACACAGGAGGCAGUUAGAAGUAAGGGUAAAGAAAACACACACCAGACUGAGGAACCCAAACGUACAUUCAACUGCCCCCUUUGUCCCCAGACAUUCUUGGCACCAGCUAGCCUCAGGGCCCACAUGCUAAUUCAUGAGGCAGAGUACGAGAAGCUGGAGAGAAAUCCCAGACACCAAACUGAGAUUAACAAGGUCUGGGAGAAAGGACUCACCUGUCCACACUGCCCAGGUAUUUUUCGUGAUGAAUCCUCUUUAAAUGUUCAUGUGUUAAGUGUCCACAAGUCUGUAGCACAAUUAGUAGAAGAGGCACCAACCCCGCCCAAAAAACAAUUCAUUCCUAUGAGCAGUGGCUUACAGGGCAAAUGGAAAAUUGAAGGUCUUAAGUCUUAUAAAUGUACUGAGUGUGCCAAAACUUUCCGCCACCGCUCUGUGUUAGAGCUGCAUAUGCGCAUACAUUCCAAGGACAAGCCUUAUCUGUGCAAAGUGUGCGGCAAGGGCUUUAGAUUCAGUAGCUACUUACAACAGCAUCUCAUCAUCCAUACAGGCAAGAAGCCAUACAAAUGUCCCGACUGUGGGAAGGACUUUGCCUUUAUGCAGAACAUGAAAACACACCAGAGGUUGCACCAGGAAAAACCUUUUCGCUGUACCAGCUGCCGCAAAGGCUACAGCGAUGAGACCCAACUGCAGCAGCAUAUGCUAUCACACAAUGGUGACAAACCUCACAAGUGUGACCAGUGCGACAAAAGCUUUGGAUUAGCCUAUCUGCUGCGUGAUCACAUGAACACACACACAGGGGAGAGACCACAUCACUGCAAUGAGUGUGACAAAUCCUUUUCCUGGUUUAGCAGCCUGCUUGUACACCAGAAGAUCCACGCUCGCAAGCGCCAGACUUUCAGCCAGUAUAAUUCAUUCCCCAUUGCUAGUAGAAUGAGAGGCAGUAGCAGCAGGGGGAGGAGGGGGGAGAGAUGGGGCUGGUCGAGGCAGUUAGGCGGCUCAGGGUUGGUUAGCUCUCAGCCUUCCCUGUAUCCGGUUUCUGUACAGAGAGAUGCUGAGCUACAUAGGGCAGUCCAGGUACAGUCUUCCAUGCUCUCAUCUCGCAUGGAUUUACAAAGCAGACAGCAAAAAGAGCCAUGGCUGCCUGACCUUCAACCUCAACCUGUGCAGUGGAAGGUCGAUGGGGGGGAGGUAAUGCCUGUCCCAUCAUCACAGCAGCAGCAGCAUGCAGCUCCACUGCAGACACAGUUUGAAAGCCCACCACUUUCAGGUCUGCAGCAGCACCAUCAGAGGAAUCCAGCCUGGGCAGAGAGCCCCUCAAUAUCUCAGGCAGUCUCCUCGUCUGCCCAGAGCUCAGAGUCAUCACACAUGAAAGAAAGUUCAGUUUCUGUUCUCAGCCCCUUCCUCACAGGUGUGCCACAAAAAUCCAGUCCCUCAAGGGUGGGCGAGAUGGAGCAGCAGAGGCAGCUGAAACCUGUUACUUGGAGCAGCCCACCCACAUCCUCAGUGCUAGCUUCCACAAGCUCUUUGCAGCAUGAUUUCUCUGUUCCUUCCUACAUAGACGGGGCUCUGUGGAGUGUCAGGCCUACUAUGCUUGCCAAUUCGCAGAACUCUCCAAAUAAGCUUGGUCAAGAGCUUCAGUUGCCAAGAUGGUCAGGUGCCCCUGUGUCAACACAAAAGGAGCCAUCCACACCUCCUAAAAAAGAGGACAGUAGAGCAUGGGACCUGAGUAAUCCUCAAGUUAUACCCUCGACUGUUAGCCAACCAGAGAAGCCGUGGAACGGCUGUGAGCUGCAAAACCAGUGGAUACCAAGCUUGGCAGGUGUGCCCACGUCAGCUCAAAUGGACCAAAGCAGUGCAAUGCCAAUUUCAACUCCUGUUUCGCACGGGGUAGGUAGCACCUUGUGGGAUAUACAAACACCACCAGGUAUACCAAAGACUAUAAACUCUGAGAAAUUAGUAAAUAACCAAGAUUUUCAGCCACAGCAAAAGCAGGUAUCACCCAGCUGGGCAAGCGUACAGAGCCAGGCAUCACAGAAGGUUCCAAUCUCCAUUCAGUAUGAGCCUCAUCGUUUUGGCCAGGGGGUAGGAACUCCAGUGUGGGGCUUCCAGAGUAAUCCAGUGGGUCCACAAACACUGCUCACCGGGCAACUCAAACCAGGGAAUGGACCGGAGCUGCAGCAACAGCCAAUGGUAAAAGGAACUCAAAUAAUCAUAAAUCAGCCUUCUCCCUUUUUCUCCCCUUCACUAGCUCCACUCCCUCCUCCUCCUCUAGCUCUGCCCAGCCCACACCCUCUUCACUCUGUCGCUGUUGGUGCACUUCCAAGACCGCCACACCCAAAUAUUUUUUUCACACCACAGGCAGUCAUGAGCGAGAGGCCACACAUGCCACAGACCCUGCCCCUACCUCAGCUUUCCCCUCGGACAGAGCCUCACAAGCUCGGACCCCGUUUGCCUUUUGCCCCAGAACGGCUCCUUCAGUGCAUGAUAUGUGGGUGCUCUCUGCCACGGGAGCUGGAUCUACAAAUGCAUUACUUGCAACAUGCACAAGGAGAGAUUUGACAUUUAUAUAUUAGCAGCAAAACUUAGUUACGUUUUUUAUAUAUUUUAUCCUGAUGGAGCCUUGUCUAUUUGACCCUCAGUUGUGUUGUUUGGCCAGGUAUGUGGGCAUUAGAAAAAAAGUGAAACUUGAUUUACUCUGCACACUUGAUGCCCAUUUGUAAUAGAAGGUGUAUAUAUGUGCCAUUUAACUACUUUCAUCAUCUUUUUAGGCAUUUAGGUUAUCCAGAUGCUGACUGGUUUAAACAACUCCAGAGGGUGCAGAUUAUUGAGGUUCCACAGUCUGCAUUUCAUUUAUUGCCAACAACGUUUAGAUUUAGACAAUAUUAGUACUUUUUUAGCUCUGUUCAUAUGUCUCUGAAACUGUGUUCCUUCAUGUACAGUAUACUGUGUGCCUUUUAUGAGUACAGUCUGCAUGUCUGCUGUCUUGGUAUUCUAGGCCUAGUUUGUGCUUAAAGUAGACUCAACAAUGUGACCUCACUCCCAGAACACAAAUUAUCUCCAAUAUCCUGUAAAGACUUGUUUGUUUGCAUUUGAUGAGGGAAGGGGGCUGGUUGUUUGGCCCACAGAUAGCAUGUGUCAGAAUAAAAGCUGACCGUAUGCAUCACAGCUGUAUUAGGAGGCACUAGUGUUCCCAGGGCUAAUGUUCAAGUAUCUUAUAAGUUAACAUCAUAGUAAUUUAAUGAGAGCAGAAAUUUGUGUUAGCUAACGGGGUGUUACGACCUUUCACAGUAAAUUUUCUGCAAAUGUAACUCUUGAGAUUGGAAGCAAAAGGGAGGAGGUGGCUUCAUGAUCAUCGACGACACUGUUACUACACAGGGACUUUUAAUUAAAGUUAGAGUUCUGUCAUAAUUUGUUGUUAGUAUUUUGAAAAUGGCAAUACGAAAACAAAGCUGGUGAUAUGAAAUGGAUGUUUGAUGUUUAUCAGUCCCUUUUCAGAUGGUGUGUCAUGACUCACAUACUUGAUAAUUCUAUUUAAAUUAAUUCUGGGCAGCACUACAUGGCACCUACAGUAAAUCAAGGAUUGACACAUUUUACAUCUGUUAACAGAAGGAGUAUUUGAGGUUUGAAAAUAUCAUUGUUUAUACAAUAAUGACUGCUUUAAGUACAAUUCAUUGUGUUUUUUUGUGUAUACUGAAUGACUUCAUUCCAUAACUGUAGAUUUAGCUGAGUACACAGUCCUGUCUCCUCUAACAAUAAUGGGCAUUUGAGUAGCUUUGGCGGCCCAAAAACUGACUGAAAAUCUUCAUUACUACUGUAAAAUAAACACAAGGUCCAUUUGUUUAAAAAUAACUGUCCCUGUGUGUCUUGACCUUCAGAGUCUGAAGGUUAAAAAAACAUGCCCUUCUACCUCUAUCCACUGUUUAAGCAUGGAAAGACAUAGAAAUUUCCCAUGAUGUCUCUACAUAUUGGAUUAAAUAAA
Messenger RNA from Cheilinus undulatus (humphead wrasse), 5372 nucleotides. RefSeq lists its product as uncharacterized. The record is from RefSeq and is a predicted model, not a curated record. Gene Ontology annotation, biological process: regulation of transcription by RNA polymerase II. Gene Ontology annotation, molecular function: DNA-binding transcription factor activity; RNA polymerase II cis-regulatory region sequence-specific DNA binding. The transcript is spliced from 2 exons. NCBI's taxonomy places the organism in Eukaryota, Metazoa, Chordata, Actinopteri, Labriformes, Labridae. The coding region runs from base 2 to 3952 and encodes 1316 amino acids.